AAGCUUCAGUCCAAGAGAAGUCUGAAACACUCACUCGUCUGGACAUCGCAGCCUUGACUCUGCAUGAAUCAUAAUACUGCUCCAAAUCUCUUUUCAUUUUUGCCCUCUCUGCUGCUUCUGGGGACUUCACUCGCAUGGCUGCCUAGCCGAGUGUCGGAAUUAGUCACUACCGACUUACUGCCACCUCUAUAAAGCUAGGCCUCCAGUCCCCCUCGAGGCCUCCCUUGCAUACAAAGACUUCUUGCACAAUGCUCACCGAACGCACUGUCAACAUGCCGCGUGCUACUCGCCCCUCAGCCCAAGCCAUGCCCUCCGAGUACAACGACUCCAUUAAUCGUCGCUUCGGCCACGGCGGUUCACGCUUCGCUCCAACGAAUGGACCAGACCGUUACUAUAUCCCGACCUUUACUGAUGUGCACCGACAGCAGGAAAACGCUGACAGUGGCUUGUACGCCAGUGUCAGCGGCGGUUCACGCUUCACUCCAACGAAUAGUCUGGACCGUUUCUAUAUCCCUACCUAUGCUGAAAUGCACAGACAGCAGCAAGCCGCCGAGAGUGGUCUGUAUGCCAGUAUCAGGGACACAGUGCUUGCGCCACCGCGGAUGCCCCUGUCACAGCGCAGCUUGUCUUCCAGCACCAACAGCGACGACUCUAUCCCACUGUACUCUGCUGCACAGUAUGAAAGCGCCACGGUGAGACGCACUGGUGGCUACUGGACGACUAUGCGCAGGCCUGCAGAAACGCCAUCUGGUCGACCGACAGAGAUCGCACCGUUGACGCCUCUGCGCCUGCCAGAGUAUGAAUCACUGCCUGUCUAUGAGCAGCUGCCCGCUUACCCUGAAGAAACCCUUCCUGCUUAUGGAGCUGCCGAAACGCCGACCUUCGUUUGAAGCCCUCAUCUGUCGCUGCUGGUCUUUAUAAUCAUGUCUACAGACAUUUUCUUAGUCGCUUUUGUAUAUCAACCAUUCAUUUUAGCCUCUCCUUGUGUCACCCGCAACCCACACAUAACAUGUAUUCCUACUCAUGCGCUUUCUGUACCACCCGCUCUAUACAAACUUCUUUUGGCUACGCUGCAAAGCCUAUCAAGCUGGAUCAGAUCUCUGCGCCGACUCCUGGUGCAUCCUUCUCGACAGCAGACAGCAUCCUUAUCCUGUUCCUCCUCAUCCUACUCUUUUGUCUAUGGAUCACCAUUCUUUCGCCAUCAAGACUCCUCCCAGCUGCCUGCUACAUCGACGAAGAGACGAGCCCAACGCUGGACAAGGUUCAUGCAUCGAGUGCGC
Molecule: messenger RNA, 1280 nt
Organism: Protomyces lactucae-debilis
Lineage: Eukaryota; Fungi; Ascomycota; Taphrinomycetes; Taphrinales; Protomycetaceae
Exons: 1
Coding region: 249-890 (213 amino acids)
Source: RefSeq, a predicted model, not a curated record